CUAAACGGAUAGAGUUUACCUUCAGCCUUGUCGAAAUUUUCACUAUUAAUUAAGAUUCUUUAGUUCCAAACAAGCCCAAUUCGAAGCUCGCUAAACUGGUUUGACCCAAUCCGUCUUCUUUUGUUAUCCAAAGCCCAAUGAACUUGGCGGGAACAAGGCGCUAAAGCGCGGUCAAGUGUCAACUCUCAACUGGCAAGUGGCUAAGGCAAACUUGGUAAGGCUAGGCUAAAGCUAACCCUCCGUCUUCCCAAGUCCCAACCACGACAGUUCAGUGCGGGCAAUUGAUCCAACACUGAGAACGACGACUCAGAAACCUCAAACCAAAGGCCAUCUCGACGGCCGAAAAUCUCGUGAGUUUCCCUUUCUCUUCAUUUGUUUCCUUCCCGUUGGGUGCUGGGCUCCUUUCAUUACGAUGUUACAGUAAGCUUUCUUGCUUCGGAUGCAAUCUCGUGUUCGCGGUAGGUGGGCGGGUAGUUUCCGUCGCUUAUUUGAUUCGACCCCCAACAGAGAGACUCUGUAAAGAUUUCAUCUUGAUAUCGUUUAAGGGUUGUUUGACAUGACACCAUAGGCUUGAAGGGGGAUCUGUCCGUGUCACGGGAAAUCAACGUUGGGAAUGGAUGUCGUUUUUCUUUAUGAAAUUUCUGCUAAUGGAAUGCGAUUUUGAUGCUGAACUCUGAACUAUUUUGAUGACUGAAUUCGUAAGCCUAUCAGUCGGGAAUUCGUGAUGAUUUGUUCACCCUGCGCUUGUCUCUGAGUGGGUUAUGAGUGAAGUCUCCUCUUUUUUUCUUUUUCUUUUUUUCGCAACUGAAUUUGCUAUCUUCGCUGUAGCUUAUGCUUCUCAGGUUGAUUUGUAGUCAAUUGGGUUGAUGCAUUAGUGGAACAUGAUUAACUAUGAACUUAGGACUCUCCAAUGUGCUUGCUAUGCAUAGUCAUGAUGUUUUCCUCUUGCUGUUAACUGAAUACCAAGUUAACCUUAGACCCGAAAUGUGCCUUCUCUCUAUGUUAAGUAUUAUUGGUUGGACUUCUAGGCUUCCUACCAAUUCUGUGUAUCUGCACUUUCCCCCUCUAUGCUUUGACCCUGUGUGUGUGCGCGCGCGUACGUGCUUUUAUAUUUCCAUCCUCCUGUGUCAUAUUUGACCUUCAAUGCACUAAGAUUCUGCAUUUCCUUGCAGAACAUUCACUCUCCUUUUCACCAAUUUCAGCAUGCAAAUCAUUAGGAAGACAAUUCUGAGCCACAUUAGGCUGAGGGUAAUUCCUCAACAAUGGUUGCCUUAUCAGAGGGCUGCUGUGUUGAAGCAAUUGCAAAUGCCAUAUUGUGCUGCUACAGGUGCAAUCCCUGAGCAGGUUAUGGAGCGGGUGAUUGGACUGGUUAAGAAAUUUGAUAAAAUUGAUGCCAAUAAGGUUACUGAAAAUGCCGAUUUCCAGAAAGAUUUAUGCCUGGACAGUCUAGAUAGGGUGGAGCUUGUGAUGGCUUUUGAGGAGGAGUUCGCUGUUGAGAUCCCCGAUGAAGAUGCAAACAAACUCUGUUGCUGUGCUGAUGUUGCCAAAUACCUAUCUUCUGGCAACAGCGAAUGAAGAGUUCUCAGCUUGCGAUCGAUUCUUAGUUUCACCACUUUAUUCUUGAAUGUUGUAUCUUCUAGUCUUACGACUAUGUCUAUGUGUUAGCCAUUCGCGGAAUAUAUUUAAGGUCGGGAAUAUAAGAUUCAAUAUGAUCAGCAGUGUUAUUUCCACCCUUAAUCAUAUAGCAAACACUCAAUAUUUACAUCCCAAUCGCAUCUAUGUUUCCUAUAUUGUGCAUCUUACAAACUUUCCAGACAAUGAAAAAAGGAAAUCAAGUCCUUUGAAAUCCAAGCUGUGACUAGUAGCGCCAUUACAAGGAAUCCAAAAGGUCUGCCAUGCCAUCAUCUACAUUGCGAUCUCUGUUUCAAUGUUAUGUCUGGUCUUAGAACAUGCUUGCAGAGGUUUAGAAGCUGAAUGCAGGAACUCUAUCUUGCCAGUAGAGUAAUUUCGAAUGCCAUUGCCAACAGAGGACAACUCCAAGGCCUUGUGUUUCUGGACAUAAGCUGGUCUGCAAGUCGACGUCUUUGGCAUCCUCAAAACCUUAACACAACAUGUCUUGUCCAUUGCAGGUAUGCCAUGGAGCUCCGAAGGAAGAUCGAUCGUGAAAUCUCCGAAUUCGUCUGUCACGGUUUGUAAAGAAGUUGAUCUCCUUUGGUUCCCUCUGCUUAGGCAGUUGACAGCCACCAAAGCACCUGCAGAAAUGAUGAAUUGAUGUUUGAAUUAAAUUGAAGAUGAAAUGUGGCGUUAUCAUUGGUAAUGACUGCAUUUUUUUAUUUAUUUCAUUCAAUAGGGGGUGAAUUGAAAUCGAUUAGUGAUGUUAACUAAAGUCAUCAUUUAUGUGCUAAUGCGAAUUUACUUCUGUAAUAUUCUAUCAAGGAAAUAGAUCCUUGAGCAAAUUUAUGGUGAGAGGUAGCUGUGUUGGAUGUUGAUGUGCCCUUUUUGUCUUAAAGCUGAGAAUUCAUCUUGAACCCAAAGGAAUUGAACAUCAAAAUUAUAUGCAGCCUUGCAUUAUGAGGUAACAUCAGAUUGUGGUCAUAUCUUUUAUUAUAUUGAUUCGACUCUAAAUUGUAAAUUCUGCUUGAGAAUGACGACAUUUAUAAUUGUGUCAAACUAGAGUAUAACAUUCAAACCUUAAGUUAAAAAUAUAAAUUGAGUUUGAAAAUGAUAACAUUUAUAAUUGCGUAGAACCAAAGUACAAUUGACAACCAGGGAAGAAUAAGUCUCUCCUAACAAGAGUCUUCUUCUUCUAACUUUUCUUGUUGUCUAAUAUUAACAUAGAAAAGAAGAUGUGUUUUAUUUAUUUAUUUGGUCAUCUCUUUUGGUAGGUAAGAAAAUAAGAGAUGUUGUAUCAAUUUGGUAAUGCUUUAGAGCUACCUAUUAAUCUACCCAAGCUUAUAUUGCAAACUUCUUUUCUUUUUCUUUCAUUGCUUCAAACGACAAGUUCUUAAUAUGCAAGUCACAAAGAGGCCCCAAAUAUUUCAUAAGAGAAAGGGAAGAGAUAUGUCGUUCAUAAGCCACAACGACAUGCAUCCUACUAUUGUGUUGACACUUCAAAAUAUUUUUAAUGUUAAAUAGAAUUCAAAAUACACUUUAGUCCCUCCUCCUCCAAAAAAAAAAAAACACUUUAGUCCCGACCACAGCUUCACCUAUUAAACAAAGAUGACAUAUUACUUGUGAACCGAGUAACUUAUCGAUAUAAAGUUUAUAUGUGCAC
Linum trigynum is the source of this 3274-nucleotide messenger RNA. The record is from the annotation of a GenBank genome assembly. NCBI's taxonomy places the organism in Eukaryota, Viridiplantae, Streptophyta, Magnoliopsida, Malpighiales, Linaceae.